AUGAUUCUGAGCUACCACAAUGCAUUGGGACAUACAGUUAGGUUCAUAGCUGAAAUUUCGCUCCUAAAAAGCUUUUUUCCAAGUGGUACUGAAAUCACAUAUGAGUGCAUAAUUGGAUAUGAUAAAGUAAGUGGCACUGGGAUUAUUAAAUGUGUUGAUGGGAAGUGGACCGAGCCAGAUAUCAUCUGUAGGAAGAAAGACUGUGGUCUCCCAGAAGCAAAACCGCACAUGUUAUUCAAUACCAGCCAGGGUACUCUGUUUGGUGCAAUGGUUAAAGUAACCUGUGAAGAAGGGUACCAGAUCAUUGGAUCAAGCUACAAACAUUGCUUGGACAUAGGAUGGUUUGGAACGGCAGACUGUGUCAUUGUUACUUGUCCCAAACCGACCAAAGUGGAAAAUGGCAAAAAUUCUUGGAAUAGUGACAAUAAACCAGAAUACCAACAAACAAUAAAUUUCACAUGUAACACAGGAUACACCUUGUUUGGGAAUGAAACCAUAAGGUGUACUAAAACUGGGGAAUAUGACCUUCAGCUACCACGGUGCAUUGAGAAAGACUGUGGUCUCCCAGAAGCAGAACCGCACAUGUUAUUCGAUACCAGCCAGGGUACUCUGUUUGGUGCAAUGGUUAAAGUAACCUGUGAAGAAGGUUACUGGGUCAAUGGAUCGAACUACAAACAUUGCUUGGACACAGGAUGGUUUGGAAUCGUAGACUGUGUCCCUCAUACUUGUCCGAAACCGACCAAAGUGGAAAAUGGCGAACAUACUUGGAAUAGUGAUGAUAAACCAGAAUAUCAACAAACAAUAAAUUUCACAUGUAACGCAGGAUACACUAUGGUUGGGAUUGAAACUAUUAGGUGUACUGAAACUGCUAAAUAUGAUUAUGAGCCACCACAAUGCAUCGCUACUUGCCCCAUACCUAAAGGUGUAGAGAACAUGGUUCUCACUGAUGAAUUCCUCCUAAAAAAGGAUUUCCUAGAUGGUGCCAAUGUCACAUAUGAGUGCGGCAAGGGAUUUGUAAAAGAAAGUGGCUCUGAGAUCAUAACCUGCAUUGAUGGGAAUUGGACUAAGCCAGAUCUAAUCUGCAAGAGCCAUAGUAUAGAGACUAUAAAUGAAGGAAAUGCACCUUUUUUUAGCAGAUUGGCGAUAAUUAUUACAGUUUGCUGUGUAGUUGGAUUUAUUUUAAACAUCUUUCUUGUGAGGAGACAAUGCUCAGAUGACACUGGAGAAGAGCUGACGCCGGAGUUAUUACAGUUCCAAAAUCUUUAAGUGUUCUUCUUCAUUCAGUUGGAACUGGAUCCAGCUGUUGGGACAUCUACUACAGAUGAAGGACUGCCAAACUCUGAGCGCCUUACCAAGCCUUGGAUAAAGCAAGCAGACUCCCUUUUAUCAUCUUAUAUUUUUUUAACUUUUAAAAGAAGAAAACCAAACGUCAUGAAGGGUGUUGUAUUGUGUCAAAGCUUAAUUUUUAGAGGCACUUUUUAAAAAUAUUUUUUUGGCUCUCUAGACCUUUAUUUGAGAGUGGCUAAAAAGGAAAGUAAAUCAUGAGAGAAGGGGAAGUUGUGACAAAGAUCAUCAGGUCGGGAUUCGAACCUGUGAUGUCUGCAUCGCAGACUAAGGCCUCCAUGCGGGGGUUGUGCUUUAUUCCUUUGCCACCACAGCAGCCUUAGAGGCCGUUUUUAUACAGUAAUUAUUUUUACCAAAUUAGUAAAAAUUUGAAAAUACUUCUCUUUUGUUUCUACUAAUUAUGUUGUAAACCAUUUUUUCUAUUUAUAUUAGAAAUUCUUCUAGUUAUUUAAAAAAAGCACAUAGCUUAGAGUUCUUGAUGAAUAUUAAGCCUGUGAAUUUCUGGGUUUUUCUGUUUUGUGAUGUUUUAUCAGGACAGACACAUAAUCCAUGUUGCUCAGGAACGACACAAUGGGGUUAAUUCAGUUUACAGACUGCAUUGGUGGCUGGUGAAAAUUCUUUCUUUUCAUGAACGUUUACUGUCGGAUUUUUGUCUACUAUGCAGGACAAUAACAAACCAUUUUAUUGAGAAAGAUUUCAAAUCAUCUUUAAAAUGAAACAUUUUCAGAUAAAAUAGAAACAAAAUCUUCUAUUUCUGACAAUAGAAGAAUGAGUGUAAAAUAUAUUUUAGUAUUCAUAUGUAAAUAUAUACAUGUUUAUGAAACACUAAGUCCCUUUUAAUAUUAAAGGGACUUAGUGUAACAAUAAAAUGUUAAAUUAAUGGGAGUUUAAUAGUCUUAUGGCAUGAGGGAUGAAGCUGUUGUGGAAUCUGGCUACUGGAUAAAAACAAUAGAAGUCUAUGUUGAGCUACAGUAUUUAUUCCAUGUUAAAAGUUUGAAGUGUUUUACUUUUUAGGAAAAACUGAGCAAAUGUAAUUACUACCAGAACAGAACAGAGUCAAUGUAUAUCUUUGUGAAGGUGUGGACCAGAAGAUUGGAAAUUUCCUUAACAAAAAGGAAUGAUACUUCAUUAUGUCCUGUACUAUGUGUAAGAGGUCGCAUUUAUAGUUUUUGGAACCUUGAAUGAAUUUUUGUCUUUUUUCCCUAGUCUAUUGGUUUCUGACUUUUUUGAGCUUUACAUCAUGUUACAAUGGCAUUCCGUCAUCAAACAUGUACCUGGUUCGUUGACCUGAUUUGUUCAUGCAUGUUUAAGAAAUCCUUAAAUCUCCCACGGCAACCAUUCAGCUUUGCAAAACGCCUGGGGAACCGAGGCACAGCUCCUCCUCUUUUCGAGGUGUAGCUCCUCCUCUGAUGUGCAGUUUCCAACCUAUCGAGCUUCCGCCUCACAGAGCACCCCCGUGACUCCUCAAGUCGGCUCCUUCAGAUUAGCAGCAAUUAGCAAACGCCUGAUGGAACUGCACACCUGCUGGGCUCAUUAUGCAAGCUACUUCUCAUUUCAACACUGUUGAAAACGCUAUGGGGUUAAAACAGGAGCAAUGUUGUGAUGACUUCCUGAAGACGGAGUACCAGGAAGAGCAUGAGUUUUCAAAGAGACAGAAGCGCAAUUUCAAGGCGUUGAAUUAGGAAGACAAAAAAUUCACAAUGCAACCUGAAGUAACUGAAUUCCGAUUUUUUGUGAAAUCAGAAUAUUUUUUUUGGCAUAGUUGUUUACACUUCCAAAUAUGUGACUUGUAUGUGAUCCCCAGUGUGAACUGCAAAUAACCUGAAAUUGUCCCGCAUGCGCAGUAGAGGGCGCAAUAACAUCACAGAUAGAGCCUACUCAGUGUUUUGCCCAUGGUUUUGUCAACUGCCAUAAAAAGAAGUCCUCAGUUUUUGCGGAAACAGAAGUGGGUGCUGAUGGAGCAUAUCUUGCGAUUUUGAAGAUUGCUGUCUGACCCGAGCCAGCUCAUUAACAACUUUAUCCUCAUUAUAGUCCUUCAUGUUUGUUGCUUUUCUUCCCGCUUGCGUGUAUCAGGACACAGAAUAGUGACAUUUGUUGAUUAUCAAUGGUGUUCAGAUUGGAUGAAUGCAACCUGGCUGUUUAGGACUCAGGUCACAUUUAAAAGGGUAGACAUAGACAGACGUUAUUGUCAUUCAAUUGUACAUUUAAAAAUGUACAUGUUGAACAAAUUUUUGUUGGAAGGCUCCAAUAAUAAUAAUAAUAAUAAUAAAUCAUAAACAAUAAUAAAAUAAAUAAUAAUAAAAAAGUAUCAAUGUAAAUAUAUACAUAAAACAUUGAAUUAAAGUGAGUUUAGUAUGGCAUGACGGAUGAAGCUGUUGUGGAAUCUGGUUGUUCUGCAUUUGAAGCUGUUGAACCUUUUCCCAGAGGGCAGCAGGCAGAACAUGGUGAGGGUUUGUUCUCCCUGCUGCCACCCUUACAGCAACGUGGCAGCAGGCUGUGAGCCCUGGCGGGUUUGAGCCUCUGGUUGCAAAGUCCAUGUGCUAAUGGAAAUGAAGGAGAACCGUCUUCAUAUUGUACACGAACAAGUACCAUAGAAUUUCACAAAAAUCCGUGAGGGACGGCGGAGUCCCUGCUCGAAAUUCUGUGAAAGAGGUGUACGGAGCCCCGUGCAGGAAGAAAAACGGCGAGUGAC
Molecule: messenger RNA, 4036 nt
Organism: Xiphophorus hellerii (green swordtail)
Lineage: Eukaryota; Metazoa; Chordata; Actinopteri; Cyprinodontiformes; Poeciliidae
Product: complement receptor type 2-like
Exons: 15
Coding region: 1-1266 (421 amino acids)
Source: RefSeq, a predicted model, not a curated record